Molecule: messenger RNA, 174 nt
Organism: Neurospora tetrasperma FGSC 2508
Lineage: Eukaryota; Fungi; Ascomycota; Sordariomycetes; Sordariales; Sordariaceae
Exons: 1
Source: RefSeq, a predicted model, not a curated record
UUAGCCCGCUUUCUAAUUAACCGCAGACUAAUUUAUUAUUUAGUAGUUGAGCGAGUAAAAAUAUACCUUUAUGGUACUAAUUAUUAUACCCUCCAAUUAGGAGGAGGUAACGAAUUUAAAUUUUAUAUUAAUAUAUUUUUUACCAAUAAUAUUAACAACCGAAAAAGCUUAUAA